This is a messenger RNA of Amphibalanus amphitrite, 1230 nucleotides long. Its product is annotated as sulfotransferase 1C4-like. Gene Ontology annotation, molecular function: sulfotransferase activity. The transcript has 4 exons. NCBI's taxonomy places the organism in Eukaryota, Metazoa, Arthropoda, Thecostraca, Balanomorpha, Balanidae. Gene Ontology annotation, biological process: sulfation. The record is from RefSeq and is a predicted model, not a curated record. Gene Ontology annotation, cellular component: cytoplasm. Bases 121 to 1146 code for a protein of 341 amino acids.
UUUGGAGGGGGAGUGGGACCUGUCUGCGACUGUUUGCCUAUUCACAAAGUAAGAGGCCAGCUCAAGACGCCGGGGAAUCAGAAGGGUUCGAGUGACCGCACGUGCAGCAUCAACGGAAAGAUGAGCAAACCCCAGCGGCAACCAUUACCAUUCAAUAUCAUUCCGCUAGAGGAUGAAGUCCAAAACAAGAUUGCCAGGGACUUUGCCGGCAAUCCAAACGGCCUGGUUUCAUGCAACCACUGGGGCUUCAAGCUGUCAGCGACCGUGACUGAACAGGAGGUGGAGGACAUGUUCAACCAUCCUCUGGACCCACGUGACGUGUGGGUGGUGACGCCUCCCAAGUGUGGAACUACUUGGACCCAGGAGAUGGUCUGGCUGAUCGCCAACGAUCUUGACUACGAGGGUGCCAAGACGCCGAUUACGUCCCCUUUCAGGUGGAGUUUUAUGGAGUUCAAGGCCGUUCUGGACAAAGGGUUUGUCGCCAAGCUCAGAACUCAGGGUGUCAUCCCGAACGGCCCCGCAGCUGCCAGCGAUCCAAACCGACCCUCCCCGCGGUUCGUCAAGUCGCACCUGCCGUUUUCUCUCAACAACCCGCGCCUUCUGGAUACCUGCAAGGUGGUCUACGUGGCCAGGAAUCCCAAGGAUGUCUGUGUCUCGCUCUACCACCAUAUGAGGCUGCUGCGUCUGCACGAUUUCAUGGGGAGCCUGAAGCUGUUUAUGGAGUACUUCAUGGAAGGGAAUAUUGUCGAAAGCGGGACGAUUGAGCACAUAAUCGAGGCGUGGAACCUGAGACACCACCCCAACCUUUGCUUCCUCUUCUACGAGGACAUGAAGAAGGAUCUGAUUGCGCAGAUCCGCAAGGUGUCCAAGUUCCUGGGGAAGGACUACUCUGACGAACAGGUGGACAAGCUGGCAGAACAUCUUCACUUUGACAACUUCAAGAAGAACCCGUGGGUGAACUAUGAGUACAUGAAGGCGCUUGGUUUGAUGUACCCGGACCGAGGGAGCUUCAUCAGGAAGGGUAAGGUAGGUGACUGGAAGAACCACUUCACCCCCGAGAUGACGGAAAAGUUUGACAAGUGGAUGGAAGAAAAGAUGAAGGGAACUGACCUGGUUUUCAUAGAAGAUCUGGACGAACAGGAUUAGGGAACAUAACCUACAUGAAAGCGCUCAUGGGAUGCAUAGGCCACUGCUCAUGCAAUGUCAAGUGUAUGCGUCUGUGGACCGUGC